This is a messenger RNA of Onthophagus taurus, 645 nucleotides long. Its product is annotated as flexible cuticle protein 12-like. The record is from RefSeq and is a predicted model, not a curated record. NCBI's taxonomy places the organism in Eukaryota, Metazoa, Arthropoda, Insecta, Coleoptera, Scarabaeidae. Gene Ontology annotation, molecular function: structural constituent of chitin-based larval cuticle. Gene Ontology annotation, cellular component: chitin-based extracellular matrix.
GAACCACCAACGAUACUUUACAGUUCCAUCACAACACUCACAUCAGCUUCUAGUCUAAGUGACUUCUUGUAGUGAUUAGAACAAUUUACAUAAACACACCUCAAUUCAACAUGAAAGUGGUUAUUUUGUGUGCUCUUUUUGCUUUGGCUUAUGCCGCCCCACAAAGUGCUGAUAAAGAUGCCGUGGUAGUAAGAAGCGAAUUAGAUAAUAUUGGAGUUGAUGGUUACAAAUUUGCCUAUGAAACAAGUAAUGGAAUUGCUGCUGAUGAACAAGGAAGUCUUCAAAAUGCUGGAACCGAUAACGAAUCAAUUUCCGUUCGUGGUCAAUUCAAAUACGUUGGUCCCGAUGGUGUUACGUACACAGUGACGUACGUUGCUGAUGAAAACGGUUUCCAACCACAAGGUGCUCACAUUCCCGCUUAAAAGAUGAAAACAAUAAUCCACGCUGCCAUUUCCGACGGUUUUUUAAAAAAAGAUUUCAAAUUUAAAAAGGAACCGCGAACGGGAAAACGAUUUUGGUAUCUUUUUGAAGUUAAAAAAUAAUUGACGAAAUUUAUCAAAACCGUUUUCCCGAUAUAUUUAUGUGUGUGUAUAUAAAUUUUGUACUAUAUGUUUUCUAAAAAAAUAAAAUAUGUGUGAGGAUGAA